AACCUCUUUUUCUCUAUAAAUACUCCUACAAAGCCCCAACCCCUUUUUAUCUCAAGUCUUCACAUUUAAUUAAACCAAGUUUCGAACAUAUUCUUUCACCACCACCGUCCUUGUAUUCCUUUUCCUUUUCGUGUUAUUCGGAGAUGCUGAGCCAUUUGCUCCACGCCGUAGCCGGUGACGACAAUGGGAACGAGAAGAUGAAACCGGAAAAGAUCAAAGGCACUGUUAUUUUGAUGAAGAAAAAUGUUUUGGAUUUCAAUGACUUCCAUGCAUCUUUUCUUGAUGGGUUUCACGAGCUGUUAGGCAAAAGAGUUUCAUUUCAGCUUAUCAGUUCUCAACAUGUCGAUGCUGAUAAUGGGUUGCAAGGAAAGCUGGGGAAAGAAGCAUAUUUGGAGGACUGGAACUCUACAGAAACAUCGGCAGUGGCCGGAGAAUCUAAAUUCGACGUUAACUUUGAUUUCGAGGAGGAAAUCGGAUUACCCGGAGCUUUCCUCAUUAAAAACAAUCAUCACAGUGAGUUCUACCUCAAGACUCUCACUCUCGAACAUGUUCCAGGUCAUGGUCGGCUUCACUUUGUCUGCAAUUCUUGGGUUUAUCCCGACAAGAAAUACGAUAACCCUCGAGUUUUCUUCACUAACAAGACGUGUCUUCCGCAUGACAUGCCGAAGCCGCUGCUUCAAUACAGAGAACAAGAGCUGAUGGCCUUGAGAGGCAAUGGCCAAGGAGAGCUUCAAGAAUGGGAUCGUGUCUAUGACUAUGCUUAUUACAAUGAUUUGGGGAACCCCGACAAGGGCCCCGAAUACGCCCGCCCGGUUCUCGGAGGUUCUGCCAAGUACCCCUAUCCUCGUAGGGGAAGAACUGGUAGACCUCCGACCAAGUCAGAUCCCAAGACUGAGAGUAGGAUACCACUUUUGAUGAGCUUAAACAUUUAUGUUCCAAGAGAUGAACGAUUUGGACACUUGAAGAUGUCGGAUUUCCUUGCUUAUGCACUGAAAUCUAUAGUUCAAUUCAUAGUCCCAGAGCUUCAAGAUCUAACUGAUAAAACUCACAACGAAUUCGACUCAUUGGAGGAUGUUCUUGAACUCUACUAUGGUGGAGUUAAGCUUCCUUCUGGACCUUUGCGUGACAAUAUCAUCAACAACAUCCCCUUGGAGAUGCUCAAAGAAAUUUUCCGAACUGAUGGAGCCCAACUGUUGAAAUUUCCUGUGCCUCGAGUCAUUCAAGACAGUAAGACUGCAUGGAGGACUGAUGAAGAAUUUGCCAGAGAAAUGCUGGCUGGAGUUAACCCUGUUAUAAUCCGUCUUCUUCAAGAAUUUCCUCCAACAAGCAACCUAGAUCCUAAAGUAUAUGGUAAUCAAAACAGUGCCAUAACCAAGGAACACAUUGAGCACAACCUAGAGGGACUAACAGUAGAAGAGGCACUGAGAACCAACAGGUUAUUCAUAUUGGAUCAUCAUGAUUCACUUAUGCCGUACCUGCGGAGGAUAAACACUACGACAACCAAGACUUAUGCGUCUCGAACCAUCUUGCUUUUACGCAAUGAUGGCACUUUGAAGCCAUUGGUGAUUGAAUUGAGUUUGCCACAUCCGAACGGGGAUCAAUUAGGUGCUGUUAGCAAGGUUUACACACCUGCAGAACAUGGAGUUGAAGGUUCAAUAUGGCAGUUGGCUAAAGCUUAUGUUGCUGUAAAUGACUCUGGUGUUCAUCAACUCAUAAGCCAUUGGUUAAACACUCAUGCAACAAUGGAGCCAUUUGUGAUUGCAACGAACCGACAACUUAGUGUGGUUCAUCCAAUUUAUAAGCUUCUCUAUCCUCACUUCCGGGACACGAUGAACAUCAAUGCCUUUGCUAGGCAGAUUCUGAUUAACGGAGGUGGUGUCCUGGAAUUAACAGUUUUCCCUGGAAAGUAUGCAAUGGAAAUGUCAUCAGUGAUUUACAAGAGUUGGAAUUUGCUUGACCAGGCACUUCCUAGAGAUCUCAAGAAAAGAGGAGUUGCAGUUGAUGAUAAGAGUUCACCAAAUGGUCUUCGUUUGCUGAUAAAAGAUUAUCCAUAUGCUGUUGAUGGACUGGAGAUUUGGUUUGCAAUUGAAAAAUGGGUCAGAGAUUAUUGCUCCUUCUACUACAAGACCGAUGAAAUGGUCCAACAAGACCCUGAACUUCAAGCCUGGUGGAAAGAACUCCGAGAGGAGGCUCAUGGCGACAAGAAAGACGAGCCAUGGUGGCCUAAAAUGCAGACUCGAGAAGAGUUGAUCAAUUCUUGCACCAUUAUCAUAUGGGUGGCUUCGGCUCUCCAUGCAGCAGUUAACUUUGGCCAAUAUCCUUAUGCAGGCUACCUCCCGAACCGACCGACUAUAAGUCGUCGGUUCAUGCCUGAGAAAGGAACAUCAGAAUACACAGAACUAGAGUCCAACCCGGACAAGGUUUUCUUGAAAACAAUAACUGCUCAACUGCAGACACUCCUGGGAAUAUCCUUGAUAGAAAUCCUAUCAAGGCAUUCGUCAGAUGAGGUUUAUCUGGGGCAGAGAGCCAGCCCAGAAUGGACGUCAGACGAAACCCCACUUGCAGCUUUCGAUGAAUUCGGGAAGCGGCUUACCGGGAUAGAGGAACGGAUUGUAGAGAUGAACAACGACGAGCAGUUGAAGAACCGUGUUGGUCCGGUCAAUAUGCCAUACACAUUGUUGUAUCCAACUAGUGAAGGUGGACUUACGGGCAAGGGAAUUCCAAACAGUGUCUCAAUCUGAUGCAUUUAUCUUCAAAUUCUUUAACAAAGGCCAUUAAGUUCUUUUUUUUAAUUAUACCAUUUGUAAACAAAUAAAAGUUUUCUAUUAGUGCAACAAAUAAAGUUUUAUAGAUAUUCAAUGUCUGUAUAAUAUUGUAAGAACCUCGAUAUUAUUGUAGUUUGCACUGUCCUCUUCAAGAACUCUAAUACAUGGUGUAGAAUAUUGUUUAUCUCUUACAAA
Gossypium raimondii (Peruvian cotton) is the source of this 2960-nucleotide messenger RNA. RefSeq names its product probable linoleate 9S-lipoxygenase 5. Gene Ontology annotation, biological process: lipid oxidation. The record is from RefSeq and is a predicted model, not a curated record. Bases 144 to 2741 code for a protein of 865 amino acids. The transcript has 9 exons. Gene Ontology annotation, molecular function: oxidoreductase activity, acting on single donors with incorporation of molecular oxygen, incorporation of two atoms of oxygen; protein binding; metal ion binding. NCBI's taxonomy places the organism in Eukaryota, Viridiplantae, Streptophyta, Magnoliopsida, Malvales, Malvaceae.